AUGGAGAAAAACGCAGCGGCGCCUGAAAAGUCCGUCAGUUUUCCAAGACAUUCGAGCAAGAAGAACAUCCUCUUUUCGAGUCCAAUCACACCAAGACGCUACGAAACCAUUGAUGAAGAAGCUCCACCCGAAUCCCAAGACCCAGAUCAAGACCCCAACUCCUCCAAUCAAAUAGCCACCGAAUUCCGCCUAUCCGAGGUUCUGGAAGAAGUCGAUCGCUUCUUGGCCUCUUUCUCCGAAGCCAAAGAAAAUGGCAACAGUGACCUGACGGAGGAGCUGGAGGUCCCUGACUCCGUUGAGUCGCUAUCCAAAACUGUCGAGUCCAUGAUAAACAAAUAUGGCCGCAACCUCGCUAGGUUUGGGGAGAACGAAGACGACGAUGAAUCGUUCAUCAACGCCGUGAUCUGCAUUUCCAGAAUUUCAACAAUGUUGGACGAUUUCUCUUCCAGUUCCAAAACCAAUGCGACCUUGAACCGGAGCAGCACAGUCCUGCAACGUGCCAUGGCCUUAUUGGAUGAGGAGUUCCGUAACCUCCUCCUCCUUGAUCAGCAAGAUGCAAAUGCUACCAAAUCGGAUUAUAAUUUGGAGCAGAGCUUCUCCAGCAAGAUCACCUCCAAGCUCUCCUCUUUCAAUAGCAACAGCAGCAGCUCCAGUCACGAUUCGGUUCGGGGACAGCAACCACAACCCGAACCAGACCGCCUUGAUGAGUUUCCUUCCUUCUCCGAGGAGAGCAUCUCCACCAUGAACAAAAUCGCCACCACCAUGAUCACCGCUGGCUACGAGAACGAGUGUUGCAUGGUCUACAGCAUCUCGCGACGCAACACCUUCAAAUCAGCGCUCAAUGAUAUCGGCUACGAAAGCAUCAGCAUCGACGAGGUCCAGAGAAUGCCGUGGGAGUCCCUCCAGGCAGAGAUCGCCACGUGGAUCAGCGUCGUCAAGCUCUGCUCCUCCAUCCUCUUCUCCCGCGAGCGGAAGCUCUGCGACGCCGUGUUCUCCGGCCAUAAAUCCCUAUCCGAGUCCCUAUUCUGCAACCUCGCCCGCGCCGUCGCAAUCCAACUUUUCAACUUCGCCGACGCCGUCGUCCUGACGAAGCGGUCGCCGGAAAAGCUCUUCACAAUGCUCGACAUGUACGAGACGCUACGGGAUCUGGUCCCGGCGAUCCGAGACUCGUACCCAGAGGACAUCGGGAAAGAGCUGAUCUCGGAGGCGGAGGCGGCUAGGAACCGCCUUGGCGAGGUAGCCGUGAGUAUCUUAUGCGAUCUCGAAAACUCGAUCAAGAGCGACAACGGAAAAACUCCGGUGCCGAGUGGCGCAGUGCACCCCUUGACGCGCUACGUCAUGAACUAUCUAAAAUACACCUGUGAGUACAAGGACUCGCUAGAGCAAGUGUUCGUGGAAUUCGAAAAGACGCACGGGACCCCCGGAACGACGUCGUCCCCUUUCCAAUGCAGUUACUUACGGCUGUACAGGGACCCGGCGCUGCGCUUCAUUUUCUUGAUGAACAACGGGCGGUACAUCAUGCAGAAGGUGAAGGGGUCCACUGAGAUCCACCAACUGAUGGGCGACACGUGGUGCCGAAAGCGGUCAACGGACCUGAGGGGUUACCACAAGAACUACCAGAGGGAGACGUGGGGGAAGGUGUUGCAGUGCGUGAACCAUGAGGGUUUGCAGGUGAGCGGGAAGGUGUCGAAGACGGUGAUCAAGGAGAGGUUUAAGUGCUUCAACACGUUGUUCGACGAGAUACACAAGACACAGAGCACGUGGGUUGUGAGCGACGAGCAGCUGCAGUCGGAGCUUAGGGUUUCGGUUUCGGCGGUGGUGAUCCCAGCGUACCGGUCCUUCUGGGGGAGGUUCAGGCAGUACUUGGAGGGGACGAAGCAGGCGGAGAAGUAUAUAAAGUACCAACCGGAGGAUAUUGAGAAUUUGAUUGAUGACUUGUUUGAUGGGAACAAUACUUCAAUGAUGAGGAGGAGGACGUGA
Messenger RNA from Prunus armeniaca (apricot), 1980 nucleotides. The record is from the annotation of a GenBank genome assembly. Lineage: Eukaryota; Viridiplantae; Streptophyta; Magnoliopsida; Rosales; Rosaceae.